Messenger RNA from Daphnia pulicaria, 2564 nucleotides. RefSeq names its product mucolipin-3-like. Gene Ontology annotation, molecular function: NAADP-sensitive calcium-release channel activity. Gene Ontology annotation, cellular component: plasma membrane; lysosomal membrane. Lineage: Eukaryota; Metazoa; Arthropoda; Branchiopoda; Diplostraca; Daphniidae. The transcript has 13 exons. Bases 174 to 2342 code for a protein of 722 amino acids. The record is from RefSeq and is a predicted model, not a curated record.
CCACAAGUCGCCAGUCUGAUUCGAACCAUCAAGAAGGAAGAACUUACCAACUGACGCUCACCUAACGACAUUUUCACGGUCACACUCUAACUAUAUACUAGAUCUGAGCCAGCCAGUUGAAGCCAAGAACGUGAGGGGUGGAAGGAAACGCGAGAGGGUUUGAUUGAAAGUUGAUGGGGGUAUGUUGUACGUCGGUUGUAGCUGCAGCUACAUUUCAUACCAGAGCACGUCGAAGCCGAGCUUUGAGUCAAGUGACGAAAAAACGUCCCAACGCUUCGUCCGGUCUAAUAGCUGUAGCCGGAUCAUCAAAUCAACAACAGCAACAAUACCAGAUCAGUGGUCCCGCCCCUUCUCAACAGCCCCACAGGUUAUUCCGCCAUCGAUGGCGACGCAUAUUGCGAUUUUCGGCUGUUGCCCCGAAUCAACCAGCGGUUUUCCGCAGAAAAUUGAUUCCAGAGGAUAUCAACUUUGGCCGUGAUUUUUAUCAACUGCCACAGCCGCUGCCUUCGCCGGAUCGAUACUACUUCAGCUCUAAGCCAAGUUGGUGUUUUUCUUCUUUUCCCGGCGUUUUUCAGCCGCAUAGUGAAAUGUUUACAGCAACGAGCACAAACAGCACAGCUGAGUAUGGGGUGACAAUGGAUUCCCCUUUGUUUGCUCAAAGACACUCUCCAGCAGAGGAGAGACUGAAGCGCAGGUUGAGGUUCUUUUUUCUCAAUCCAGUGCAAAAAUGGGCUGCCACCAGAAGGUUUCCAUUCAAAUUGUUCACUCAAAUUAUCAAGAUUAUCUUUGUUACUGUGCAGUUGUGUUUAUUUGCAUCUUUUCGCGAUAGUCAUGUCUUUUAUGCCAGAAACACAGAGGUAGUGUUUUCACAUUUAUUCUUGCAAGAGUGGGAUGUGACAAGAGAAGCACCUCCUUAUCCUCCUGCUGCUGGACCAUUAGCAGUGUAUUCUAAAAAACAAUUUCAUGAGUACUUGGACUUUGCAAUAGAAAAUUAUAUUAAUUUGGAAACCAGUUCAAUGGGGGCAUAUUUUCACCUAAAAAAUUCCAAAGGUUCUUGGAUAACCUACUGUCAAACAGAUUACAUCCGCAGCCAGUUUGAGCCAAACAGCAAUGAGUUCAAAUUUGAUAGUAACACAAAUCAAGAAUGCGUGGAAAUACCGAUUGAUGCAGAUGUGUCGGCUUUUAAAAGCGAAGAUUUCCUUCGAGAAAAAAAUAUUACCGUCAGCGGUCUUUCGUUGGUGGAAGCUACUUUGAUGUUCUCUAUUAAAGCAAUUCACUUCAAACCUAAUGGGCCGCUCAAUGGUCCUGAUUGUUACUCUUUCGAUCUUGGGCUCGUGUUCAACAACCAAGGGGAAGACGGCCAGUUGUUGGUCAGUCUAUCGACUUUAGCUAAACAUCUUGACUGCCACGGAAAAGUAAACCCUCCUGUAUCUGAUGGACCUUCCAAGUCCUUCCGCAGCACCGUCAAUAUCUUGGUCAUCCUCAUUUGCGGUUUCUCCUUCUUCCUUUGUGCUAGAGCAGUUAUAAAAGCCCAAUUAUUGAAAUGGGAAACGAGUGAUUUUUUUCAGCGCCAUUUUAAUCGUCGCAUGAGCAAGCAUGAUCGACUUGAGUUUCUUAACUUGUGGUAUGUCCUAAUUAUCAUCGAUGACGUCUUGUUGGUUGGCGGGUCGAUCAUCAAAGAACUUAUGGAAAACCAGCACAUAGAUUCGGACAUGUGGGAUGUAUGCAGCGUCUUACUGGGGACAGGCAACCUGUUUGUCUGGUUUGGAGUUUUACGCUAUUUGGGUUUCUUCCGAACUUAUAACAUGUUGAUCGUGACGCUGAAGAAAGCCUUCCCUUCUGUACUCCGGUUUCUACUUUGCGCAAUGUUGAUCUAUGCUGGAUUCACUUUUUGUGGAUGGCUCAUUUUUGGUCCAUAUCAUUUCAAGUUUCAAACGAUAUCGUCCACAUCUGAAUGUCUGUUUUCGUUGGUCAACGGCGAUGACAUGUUCGCUACGUUUGCUGGCAUGUCUGAAAGGUCGGCGUUAGUCUGGUGGUUCUCAAGACUCUACCUUUAUUCUUUCAUUUCACUCUUCAUUUACGUGGUGCUCUCGCUCUUCAUCGCUCUCAUAAUGGAUACUUAUGAAACCAUCAAGAUGUAUUACACCGACGGUUUUCCGAAAUCGGACCUUCGCCAGUUUAUCGCUAACGACGAUUGCGUCGAUACCAUCCCGGUCUACGAGUCGCAAUCCUGUUUUCCUCAACUUUGGUCACUGUUGACUCGCCGACGACCUGGCUACGAGGUCAUUGACGACGGUCGAAAAGACGAGGAGGCGGAGGAGCGGCAACCUAUUUUAGCAUGAGAUCAUUUGUAAUUUUGAUACAUAAAAUUGGUGAAUUUUCUCGAGGGGUUACGAGAAAAGAAAUCGGCGGAAACGAGAGAUUAAAGUCUAUUAAAAAAACGCAUCCACAAAACGAAAAAUUCUAAUUCAAAUUUCUUUUCUUUUUUUUUUUUCUCCCGGGGACCAAUGAUUGAAAGCCGUAUGACAAGCAUGAUUCUAUAUACAAUUUGCAUUUAUGUUUUG